This is a messenger RNA of Suillus discolor, 1287 nucleotides long. RefSeq lists its product as uncharacterized. The coding region runs from base 1 to 1287 and encodes 428 amino acids. NCBI's taxonomy places the organism in Eukaryota, Fungi, Basidiomycota, Agaricomycetes, Boletales, Suillaceae. The transcript has 9 exons. The record is from RefSeq and is a predicted model, not a curated record.
AUGUGGGGACAGUUACUGACGUUCACCUAUCCUUUACAGCAUGUUGCUGAGCACGAGCGUGGUGAAGCGGAUAUCAACAAGGAAUUCACUGCGCCGGAAAAUGAACGAUUCGUCGUCCACGAUAGUCAGGGGUUUGAAGCUGGCGAUAGCGAAAAUUUUGCGAUUGCAAAAGACUUCAUUAAGCGCCGACGCAACAUGCCACUGCAGGACAAAAUCCACGCGGUCUGGCUUUGCAUCUCGAUACCUCUUGCCAAUGAAGCCUUGUUCGAGAAUGGAAUAGAGGAAUUCAUCAAAUUGAGGAAGGAAAUACUGGGCGAUAUUCCGAUAAUUGUCGUCUUCACCAAGUAUGACACUCUUGUCGACAAAUUGGAGUACGACGCCAGUAUAUCAGGCGAAUAUGACAAAACCGCGCUCGAAGAUCUGUGUAUCCAGCCGCUUAAGGAAGUAGCCGGAAGCGACAUUUUGCACACAACGGUUUCUACGGAGGAAGAGUACGAGAGCACCAUAAGACAACUGAUCGAUCUUACAACCACGAGCGUCGAAAAAUUUGUCGCCUCAGAAGCGGCAUUAGUAAUGAUGAUAGCCCAACGGGCAGACAUCGGUCUUAAAGUUAAGGCAUCAAUUGUCAUUGGGAAGAAAAGAUAUUGGAGAGGUCUCGCUGCGAGCGUGAACUUCAAAGGCUUUACCAUGUCGGACUGCUUGUCUGUGAUUCACAAGGACAUCAUUGAUGUCUGGAACUUCAACGACCCUCACUGUCACUUGGCUAGUGACCAGUUCAAAGAACUUAUACUGAAAGAUCUAGACAAAGCCGAUGAACUGAUGCCAAAAGGUCCUGACAUGACCGACCUUCCCAGUGAAUUCGGUCUCGCGACGAUUACAGCGAUUUUGACAUUGCUAGCUGGCGCGUUUCCACCGAUUGCCGCAGGGGUGGCCUUGGUUGAAUGGGCUCGCGAUGUCUAUCAACAUACAAAUAUUGUUUUACAGCGGAUUAUGACGUAUAUCGUGGAUUUAACAUGCGUCAUGCAGAUAUUGUUCUUGCUAGCACCGACAGGUCCUAUUUCUCGUCACGUCAUCAAAAUUGCCACCAAAGCCUAUGAGGGGGCGUGCAAAAAUAAAGUCCACUUAGCAAUCCAAUCCUAUUGUGUGUCUGCCAUUUGUAGAGGAGAGGGUGAUGCGCUGGAGAAGAUUGUCAGGAUGAUCGAGGAUCAUUCUAUCAAGGCUGAAGAAGUUCGGGGCCUGAGGGCGCAGAUUGGGCGCGUGGAUCCGAAAGCAGACGAAGAGUGGUAG